AUUCCCAGUGUGAUCUGAUUCUGUAUCAAUGACGUUAAAUCAAAGAAACGCAUAACCACAAGCUACUUGCCGAAGGCAGCGGAACGUGCCUGCCAGGCAAAACUCCGGGGCCACUUUCCCACCUGCAACUACUGUUGCUAGCAACAGUGUAGUGUUGCCACCUUCACGGACCCGGUGACUCCUGGGCCAAAUACCGUCUGUAACAAGAAAAGUGUGUCGCCAUUGUUCCAUGAUAAGGUCAGCAAAAUGUCCUCUCCAAACUGAAGAUCCAUCGCAUCAAGAUGGAUAAACAUGAGUUGGACUUGACAAGAAUGCAAAGGCAGUUCCGGGUUAUGGAGCGAGAGCAGCAGUCCUACACUACUCAGGCCAGAGAGAGGAUCCGCAGGCAGAAGCAGGAGAUAGAAACGCUCCAGAGAGAACAGAGGGAGCUGAACGAUAACCUGGGAGCCUGCAGGCAUGUAGCCCAACAGCAGAAGGAGAAGAAGGUCACUGACAGUCUCCAGCAGAUAUUGGAAACCUUAGAGAAGGAGAGGCUGCUGCAGCAAGAAAUCAAGAAAGAGGUCUCGGACGUGGAGCGGAAGCUGGCGGAGCAGAGGAAGGGAAAGGUCAGCACCACCGAGGAGCAGAGGAACCAGGCGCGCCGGACCCAGAAGGCCCUUCGCACGGCGGAAAAUAAACUGGACAGAGCCCUGACCAAGUUACACGAGCAGCAGAGCAAAGGCAGAAACCUAAAAGGAGGCCUGCAGAGUCUUCUGAUCGAGCGAGACCAUUUCCAACAGUUGCGCAAUAAGCUUGAGAAGGAGCUACAGGACAUCAGGGUGAAGAUCAAGGAGCUGAUCAAACUGUCCACCGCUGCCUAUGAUGCCAGGUUAGAGGCUCAGGCCAGGAUGAACAUGAUGAGAGAGAAAGCGGAGAAGGACCUGGACCAGUAUAACGCGGAGAUGAAGGAGCUGCAGGUCACUGAGCAUGAGUUUAACCUGAAGGAGUUCAAGACUACAAAGUGCCGAGAGAUGAGCAGCCAGGAGGCGGGGCAUGGACAACUGUCAGACCUGGAGGAGCAGAGGGAGAUGGAGCCCACCACAGAGAUGCUGGAGAGUUUGGAGGAAGCUUUCACCCGGAUCCUGGUGCUGACGAAAGCAGACAACCUGGACAUCGUGGCCACCAGGUUCAUUCAGGUCGAAGAUCGCAACUUUGCACUCUUCAAUUACGUCAAUGAGCAAGCGACUGAGACGGAGGCCGUGAAGGAUCAAAUCAGCCAGAUACAAGAGGAGAUGACGCAGUUCGAGGAGGAGCGUUUGCAGCAGAAGCAAAACUUCGCCGCCUCCCUGGCGGACAUUGACCUCCGGCUGAAGGAGACCACUCUGCAAGCGGAGGAAGAUGACGCCCAGUCUAAAGUCAUGAGUGAACUUCUGAGCCAGAUCAUCGCAGGUCUGAGCAACGUCCUCUCUAAUGUGGAGUGUGGCCGCUCGUCGCUGGAGGAUAAACUGGGCUUCUCAUCGGGCCUCAAUGAGAACAACAUCAUAUCGUACCUCAGCCUGGUGGAGCAGAAGACCAAUGAGCUGCUGAGCAUCCAGGCUUUCCUCCACUACAAGGGCCUGACAAAGGACUACAACCCUAGAGUGUCAUCGAGAUUCCUUCAUGGACAAAACCCUGAAGCAUCUCAGGAGAAAGUGGACUUCCAAGGGGCUUUAAAAAGUCUGGAAACUGAUCAUGAGGAUUCUCCCGUCACUGAUGGAGAACAUUCAUCUGGGAGGAUUCAUCUGUCUAACUGAGGUCAAAGCCGUCAAACCAGCAGGCUCAGGAUGGUGAAGCGCUGGUGUUGAGUGUGGUCUGUUUCAUGACAAGAAAAACAUGAAUUUAAAAACAGACACGUCUCACCGGAGCCAAGCCAAGCAAUUAAUAAAGUUCUAUCUUCUCUGAAGAGUGUAGCCAUGUCUUUUGACUGAACUCCAACCGGUCCAAAUCAAAGAUGUUUAAGUCCAGUGGUGGAUGAAAGUCAAACACGAUGAUCAAAGGCGAGACCAUUACAAAUAUUCCAUGCAGAUUAUUAAA
Molecule: messenger RNA, 2052 nt
Organism: Synchiropus splendidus (mandarinfish)
Lineage: Eukaryota; Metazoa; Chordata; Actinopteri; Syngnathiformes; Callionymidae
Product: outer dynein arm-docking complex subunit 1-like
Exons: 16
Coding region: 282-1772 (496 amino acids)
Biological process (GO): outer dynein arm assembly; cilium movement
Cellular component (GO): axoneme
Source: RefSeq, a predicted model, not a curated record